UUUAUAAUAUAUGGUAGAAUUCGAAUUAAAUUCAUUAAACUUUUUGAUUCAGAUUCAGAGAUAUGUAUAUUAAAUUUUAUUGAUCGAAGAUUCGAAUCUUAAAAAUUCGAUCGAGAAAUGAAUUUAAUCUAAAUUGUCGGGUCGUGCAUGAUUUUAUGAACGAUAAAAUAUAAAUUGAUUCGAAAGAUACGUGCGACGUAAUUAUAAUCAUAAAUAAUUGUUUAAAAAAAAAUAUAAUAUACGCAAAUUAAGAGAAUCGAAAUAAUCGCUAAUAAGUUCGUGCAUCGAUAGAUUGCAGAGAAAUUUAAAUUUUAUGAUUUCGCUUAAAAAAAAGAAAACCGCUUUUAAUUAACAAUUGGCACGCUUUGAUUCGAAGAAAACCGGUAUCCUUACGAUAAAUUUGAUAACGCGAUUCAACAACGAUAAAAAUAGCGUUAGAAAAUGAUUUUCAUUGUGGCGUUAAAAAGAGGAUAAUAUAAAAGCAUCUACGGUGUAAACGAUCGCGAAAGUGAAAGCAGACUGUAUGUAUGUACGCGCGUGUGUGUAUGUAUAUAUAUAUAUAUACAUAUAUAUAUAUAUAAAUAUGGAGUAUUCAAUCGACCUCGGAAUAGCGCAACGGUUGGCUCGCGCACGAUAUCUAACCAAACCUGUUAAAAGGGAUCUGUAUUGGAGAACGAGUGCGUUAUUUAAAAGGAUAUAAAAAUGCAUGUUGCACGAGUCACAGUUGCAUCUAUUAUUAUUAAUUAAUGUUAAAGUUUCUUUUCAACGGAUAGUAAAUUUACGUAAUAUUUUGUUUCGAAAUAUUAGUUGUUCGAACGAAUUUUCCUUUCCUAGAUUCUUCCUAGUUAAUAAUCGUUUGCAUCAAAUCGUUGCAUCAAUCGUUACCGGUUCGCUUAUCAUCACGUUUUGUCGAUGUGACAAAAAUAGUAGUACAAGUAGUAGCUCGUUUAUUCAAGAAACUACUUUAUCGAUCGUAAAAAGUAAAUAAUUUUAUUUAAAGAUGAUUUUUUUUACAUAUAUCGAUUGAUGUAUCGUAGAGGGAAUUACGCCAUAAAAUUGGGGAAUUCGUUUCGCGUGUAUAUAUAUAUAUUAAGAAACACGAUUAUUCGUGAGUAGAACGAAAGAGCGUGGGUACGUUAAUCGACGUCUGAUCGUAACACAAAUAACAGAAAAGUCUCACGGAGAAGAGCAAUUGUGUACGAAGAUGCUUUGCAUACAAUCUUGAGUUCAACCGUUCUAAGGACUUUCACUUGGAAUUUACGUCAAAGGGAAGUGAACUAACCCGGCGAUAAAUCAGUUUACAAUUAAAUUUUCUUUCACACUUGGAUCUUUCGUUUCGUAUUAUACUUCUUCUUUUUUUUUCCCCCUUUGUUCCCCGUGGGAAAUCCACUAUAUCUCUUUCUUAUUAUAUUCGUUAACGGGUGCAGUACAACUUUUUCCAGAUCAAUAUAAAUCCUUUCUACUCGAGAUCUCCGCGUUUAUAUAAUUGUCUUUAAUUAUCUUUCGUACAUUUUUUUUUAUCGAUCGAAAAGAAAAUGCGUUUUUUCUCCCCCUCCCGCCACUUAGAUUAAAUUUCUCCUGUCUUUAAGAUAAAUUUCGAUUCUGAUUAGAAUUUGAACCGAAAUAACACCUUUCUACUGGAAAUUCGAUACUUUCACGUUUUUUAUCGUUACUCGCGAUGAAAUAAACAAACGAUUCCCGUUUACGAACAUAUCUCGCUGUAACGUAGUUGGUUCAUCGCUCCUUUUCACUACCAACAACCACGCGAUGGAUUAACACAAGGGAACGAUGAAUCGUGGUAUUUCAACAAGUCUGUCGAGCGGAUCGCCAAAGCCUUGAACGGUAUCCAAACGGUAUUCUCUACAGGAGAACGUAAUUCCCAGACCAGACGAAUUCUCAGUUUGUCGCGUGUUCUCGUCGCGAUAGUAUACUACUUGCUUUCUUUCGCGUUUCCAUCUCUCGUGAACGCGAUUCCUCUCGACCCGAACUCUUACUCGGUCGAUGAAAGUCGAGUCGAGUGUUGUCCAAACACUGUUCGAAUUACUACCGAGUUGACCGAGCGUUCGUAUCAACGUGGGAGUGGUUAACCGUUAGAUAGAAUCAGGAAAUGAAAAUGCGAGUCGGAUCGACUCUCCACCUUUUCAAUAUCUUGCUUCAAAUCCACCUCUGGACCACGAUCGUCGCUGGCGACGAGGAUAAACUUCGCGUGAUCUUCCAAUGGAAACAGCUCGAUUACGAAUGGCCGAACAACGAAACCAAACUUCUCUUCCCAGGAUACAAACAGGAGGACAACCUUCCCCUUGGCCUCGAGAUUACGAGCACCAGGAUAUUUGUCACUGUGCCGAGAUGGAGGCGCGGUGUCGUUGCCAGUUUGAAUUACUUUUACGUAAAUGAUACACGGGAAUCUCCUACUCUGAUACCUUAUCCUUCUUUCGAGGCGCAUCAAUACGAGGCUGGAAGCGUGCCGGAGAUCAUUUCGCCGUUUCGAAUCCGAGUGGAUCGAUGCGAAAGAUUGUGGGUCCUCGAUACUGGAUUUACAGAUAUUUUGCAAAAUCCGGAACAAGAGGCGCCGCCCGCGUUGCUCGUAUACGAUUUAAAAAACGACCGAUUGCUACGAAAAUUCGUUAUCCCCGAGGAUCAAAAAACGCACGAUUCUCUUUUCGCGAAUAUCGCGCUCGAAGAUUACUCCUGCGAGGAUACCUUCGCUUAUCUGGGCGAUCUGGGUGGUCCCGGACUGGUGGUCUACUCGUGGAAGUCGAGAAAAUCAUGGCUCGUCAAGCAUCGCUUCUUUCAACCCGAUCCGCAAAGCGAGGAAUUCAACGUGUCGGGAAUUUCGUUCCAUUGGACCGACGGUUUGUUCGGUAUGAGCAUCGCGCCAUCUAACGAUGGAUACAGCGUGAUGUAUUUCCAUCCACUUUCCAGCACCAUGGAAUAUUCGGUUAGUACCAAGAUAUUGAGAGAUCCUGAACGCGCCAAUUCUCCAGACAACUUCAAAGAAUUUCGGGCUCUUGGGUCUCGCGGACAUAAUGGUCAGAGCAGCGUCAGCUUCUUGGACCCGAACACCGGAGUUCUUUUCUACGCGUUAACCAAUUUAAACGCUAUUGCGUGUUGGAAACCUCGAAAUACGUUCACGCUUCACCAACAAGGCUUUAUUUAUCAAAACAGUAUUACGAUGGUUUUUCCUAACGAUUUAAAGAUCGAUCAAAAUGGAAAUAUUUGGGUACUCUCGGAUCGUUUGCCUACCUUCAUGUAUGCACGUUUGGAUCCCGAAGAUUAUAAUUUUAGAAUUCUUAUGGGAUCCGCCAAAGAGGCUAUAAGAGACACUGUUUGUUCCACGAAUCCAUCGGAAAAUUAUCUGACGACUGCCGUUCCUCCGGAAAUGUUUGAAAAUUCUAGUUGCACGAACGAAAUUCGAUCGAUUCUCGUAUUCGCAAUUGCCUUAGUUCUUCUCGCGAGAACGUCUAUUUGAAAAAUUUUACUUAAUUUAAAUCCUUUCAAUCACGACUAAAUGUAUUUGUAUUUCAUAUAUUUUUCAAAAUUAUUUCCAAGUUUAAUCUUAGGAUAAUUUGUACAGUCGGCAAAGUAGAGUAUAUAAAUAUAAUAGUUAUCCUAAUGCUCAUAAAUAGCAUUGAAAAUAAAGCAAGAUAUUGUCAAAAGUAUGCAAUUUACUUUAUAUCAAUGCGAUGAAUAUAUAUUAUGUCUAUAUGUAUAUAUUGAUUGACAUCAUUAGGUAAAAAUAUAUUUUCUUUUAUUGUUCCUAAAAUAUAGUUGGAAUGGAAAAAAGUGAUUUCAUCCAAUAAUUGAAAUAAAAAUAAUUUAUAAAACAUUAUUGGGACAUACGUUAUCCCAAAGAUGAUUGAAAAAAGAAAAAAUAUUUAUAGAAAAUUUUUAAUUUCAUCGCAAUAAUCAUCAAAAAAUAUUAUUCAUUUGUAUAAGAAAUACAAUGCCGUGUUGAAAGGAUUAACAAGAUCUUAGUAAUAAUGUAACAAUUUCUUAGAGGUACGUAAAAAAAUAUAGUAUGUCACGUGAUUCGAAAAUUUCGAAAAAGUCUCAAAAUUAUUCGAUUCUUCGAAAUUCCAGAGAAUCCUGAAAUUUUCGAACCAAGUAUUCGGAUUCAAGCAUUUCUAAAUUUCUUGAAACGCCGAGAAUAUGUCUCGAACAUUGUGAAUAUGCUUUCGUGUGAACAGGAAGAGAUGAGAAUCGAGAUGUUAUUUUUGUCAAUAACGCGCAUAAUCGAGUUUCUUUCCAAUCUUGAAAAGAUUUAUAAAAUUAUAUCGGAUUGCAAAAAAAAAAAUUAUUGAAUUUUUUUUCGAUGGUAUAUGUUAUUUGACGAUUGUGAAAAGAAACUUGAACGAAUAGACGACUGAUUAUUAGUUACAUAUAAAAUGAUUCAGAUAUUGAAAUAAUUAUAAUAUCUGAUUUAGAUAAAUAUAUGUAUAUAAUAUAUUGGACUUUAAUAAAAAAUAUCAUGUACAUAUA
Molecule: messenger RNA, 4479 nt
Organism: Apis cerana (Asiatic honeybee)
Lineage: Eukaryota; Metazoa; Arthropoda; Insecta; Hymenoptera; Apidae
Gene: yellow-b
Product: L-dopachrome tautomerase yellow-b
Cellular component (GO): extracellular region
Source: RefSeq, a predicted model, not a curated record